This is a messenger RNA of Capsaspora owczarzaki ATCC 30864, 1337 nucleotides long. RefSeq lists its product as hypothetical. The transcript has a single exon. The record is from RefSeq and is a predicted model, not a curated record. The coding region runs from base 23 to 1120 and encodes 365 amino acids. Gene Ontology annotation, molecular function: protein binding. Lineage: Eukaryota; Filasterea; Ministeriida; Capsasporidae.
CUCGGCCGACCCGGCAACGGGCAUGUCAUUGCUGCAUCUGGUCUGCGCCGCGAGCGGAGGCAACUCUGGCACGGCUACGCCGCCAGUCUUGCAAGGCGUCUGCCACCACGCGUCGCCCCCGAGCUCGGAUGUGCCGCAUGAACGCACACCCGAAGUGUGCGCAUUGGUGGUGCAAGAGCUGCUUCGCGCUGGCGCUUCGCCCACCCAGCUGGACUAUUCCGGGCAGUUGCCACUGCACCUGGCCUGUGCCGCUGGAAACGACGCCGUCGCGCUUGCGCUGAUUGAAGCCGAUCCUUCGCUGGCCACGUCCAUGGCCUGCACUGCCGACUGCCGAGGCUCGACGCCGCUGAUGGUUGCCAUCCGCCAUGGUCGCACGGAGCUGGCCUUGAACUUGCUCGAGCGUCACAUGUCGCAGUCGCUCUUGAUCAGCCAAGACCGCAAGAACUGGACUGCCCUGCACUGGGCUUCUGCCCUGAACGCCGUCCCAGUCAUGCGCGCGCUGUUGACGGCGCAUGCGCCCAUUACUGGCCUGACCAGCACGGGCAAGACUGUCCUGCACCUGGCCGCGCUGGAGGGCCACAUUGAAGCAUGCCGCUUGCUGCUGCAUCACGGCGCGCUCGCCAACGUGGUCGAUCCAGAGGGCCACACGCCCGCCGAGUGCGCUCGUCUUCGCGGCUGGACAACCUGUGCGUCCGUGAUUGACUCCUUGGCCCAGACUUCGCAAGGUGCGCCCAAGAAGCGCGGACAUCGCUCCAUCCACGCCCCCGUUGCGCAACCGCACGCUGCAGCAGCAGUUCACGCUGCCCACGCUGCGGGCCUUGCUGACGCUCCGUCGGGCCUGCCCAGCAGCACAUCCAACUCGCCGCCCAUGUCCAUGUCUGCAUUCGAACCCAUCGUCAAUCCGGGCCAGCUGGGCUUGUCCGCCAUUGCCGAUGUGUCCCCCGCAUCUUUGAGCCACACCAACCGCUUCCACUCGCCGCCGCUCACCGACGACUCCCCUUCGCCCUCCGGAGGCGCGUCCCCGUCCCUGGUUCUGUCGUCCGGCAUUGCCGUAGCGACCUUUGCCCCGCAAGACUUUAGUCUCGACAUGGAAGACCUGCAGGCCGAGUCCAGCAUUUAAGCUUUUCGCUUUUUCUCUUUUCUUUUUCUUUUGUUUGCACUUGUCUGCCGUUUGGUUUUCAGCUGUCGUUGAUCGAGCUGAUUUUUCAUUCAUCACGGCAGUUCACCAUUUGAUAGUUUGCGUUCCCUUUCUGGCCACUAGAGUUUAGUUUGUAAAUUUCUUGGUCGUUUCAUGCUAUGUUACUCUCUUUUGUCGAUUAUUACACUUGUUUUUGUUU